ACACGUAACUUCGCUUUGGUCACACGGUCAAUGACAUCAGCAAAAGCUUUACCGAGACAGAUGUGUAACGUAACGUUGCAACACAUGUAAUAUAGCGUUAGUACUACCUGUGAGCACCAGGGCUUUAUUCUCACCGUGAGUGGACCUACCUGGACGGACAAGCAAACUCUGACGAGCAAAAUCUCAGGAUAAACCGUUUUAAGGACAGGGUGCCUCUAUUGGUGCUAACAGUUAGCUAGCAUACCUGGUGAACUUUUACCUUCGUUGCUUAAUGUGUUUGACAAUCAACUUUAUCCAACUCGAGCAAGCCAACCAGGCAGCUGAAGUUAUAUAACGUUAGCUAAAUACAAGGACGGACUUAGAACGCUACAAGGGUAAGAUUUUAGUUUUGUUAGCUAACUGUCAAAGAGUUUCUGCUGAUUAGCCAGUCCGCCUUCCUUGCGUCGUUCGAGGUCAUUCUGUAGCCGCUCUCUAAGAUAGCCAGUGGUUAACGGGAAGCUAGUCAUGAAGAGCCUACCGUAUUUCUGCCGGGGAGAGGUUAUUCGAGGCUUCGGGAGAGGAAGCAAAGAACUGGGAAUCCCGACAGCCAACUUCCCUGACUCAGUGGUGGACAACCUUCCAGCAGAUAUUGGCACAGGAAUCUACUACGGCUGGGCCUGCGUCGGUAAUGGUGAUGUCUACAAGAUGGUGAUGAGCAUUGGCUGGAACCCUUACUACAAAAAUACCAAGAAGUCCAUGGAGACCCACGUGAUUCACACAUUUAAAGAGGACUUUUAUGGGGAGAUUCUCAGUGUUGUCAUGGCGGGCUACAUCCGUCCAGAGAGAAGCUACAACUCACUUGAAGCGCUCAUUGCAGCCAUAAACAGCGACAUUGAGGAGGCCAAGGUCAAGUUGGAGCUCCCUGAGCAUCUCAAACUGAGAGACGACAACUUCUUCACCAGCGCUCCCAGCUCGUCGUCAGCCCUGCCCCCCAACACUGCAUCCACAUCACAGACUAUUAUAAAUGGUCACUGACAGCUGGCUGUGACUGUAGCACAUUGUACACACACACACACACACACACACGUUUCUAUAUACACACAGGUGUAUGCACUAAUUAUGAUGCAAAACAUCAUUCUGAGAUCUCUGACCCGUUGUCAUGGCUGCAUAAACAACCAAUCUUUUUUUAAUUGUAUUUUUCUUUUACCUCUUCAAUGUGUCUCAAUUGUUUAACUUCCUGAAUGUUUCUUUGCAGACUGCUUUUGUAUAUACUCACACCAGAUUGCCUCUUCUAAUAGCAUAACUGUGUAUCUCUUUGGUCUUACUGGUCCUGCUGUAUAUUUGGAAUCUUUUAUGUAAGAAGGUACUUUAAAUUAAAAAAAAAAAAAGAAAUACAGAUUUUGGCAUUAGGGUGACCACAAGUAAUUUUGUAAAAAUUUGUAUAUAACGAAAGACUCAAAUGGACUGUAAACUCAAGUCUGAACA
Molecule: messenger RNA, 1464 nt
Organism: Etheostoma spectabile (orangethroat darter)
Lineage: Eukaryota; Metazoa; Chordata; Actinopteri; Perciformes; Percidae
Gene: rfk
Product: riboflavin kinase
Exons: 4
Coding region: 505-1014 (169 amino acids)
Biological process (GO): FMN biosynthetic process; riboflavin biosynthetic process
Cellular component (GO): mitochondrion
Molecular function (GO): riboflavin kinase activity
Source: RefSeq, a predicted model, not a curated record